GAUAACAGUGUAGUAGUAUCCUUCUCUCAGUUUUGCACAAUGGAAUUCGGACUACAAGAACAAACCAAUGGAUACAAUAUUCAUCCGAGAAGUAAAAGAAGGUAGCCCCGCACACAAUGCUGGGUUGAACAAAGGUGACAGAAUAAUUGCAAUCAACAAUCACCCUUUGACAGGGAAAUCAUAUGCAGAUAUUAUUCAUCUUAUACUCAAGAGUGGCCAGAGGCUAAGGUUAUUAGUUGUACCCAAAGAAGAUGACAUAUUGCAACUGUAUUUUGCCUCAUCUGCAUAUCAACCUGUGCAUAGAGAGGGCAAACAACACAAGUACCUUGUACCUUCAUUUCCUUCAGGUACUGGGCAAUCAAAUCACUUAUAUCGACAGUCAUCUUAUGGUACUUAUCCUGGCAGAGUACUUAACAAAGUUAAAGCAUCUGCUAAUAAGACAGCAGAAAAUCCAAAGCAGUCUUCACAGUGCAUGUAUUUAGGUCCCAGCUUUGCUCACAGUACAAAUGAGGAUUCAAACUUACCUAAUACAUUGCAGGUAGUGCAAGAUUUAGAAAGGAAGGGUUAUGAUCUACCUCUACCUGAGAAAGAAUUAUAUGAGGGUGGAUGCUUCAGUGAAGAUGAAGGACUUUAUCAUCACAAGGAACUGAGAAACAAUGAAUUGUGUAAUUUGCAGCCACCAAAAUUAAAAGAUACAGUUGCUAAUUUUUAUUAUAGUCUCUGUCAUGAUCAACCAACGUCAGUUUUAUCUUUCUCAUCUGAAGAGAACUUGAACUAUCCUAUUUACAUGUCAGAUUUUGAUGAUAUAGUACACUGUGAUAACAUGGAAGAUUCAAGGAAUAACCCGGACUCAUUACAGGGAACUGAUGGGGCAAUAUUGCCCAAUCCUAAUAGGUACCCAUAUCAGUGUGAUAGGCCUCGAUACUCCGGUGGAAAUCCAGCCUGUGAUAGGAUCAGCGACUCUAGUUGCUUGUGUGUGUCAGAUCUUCAAAUGCCAUCUUAUUGGAGAAGUAACAAAAUGUCAAAUACAAAAGAUAUAUCACAAGAAUUUUCUACUGAUCAUAGUUUGAAUCACUCUGCUACAAUCUGCCAUCAUUCAGGUGAGAGUAAUUCAUUGCCCUGUGAUUUCAAUUUCACCGAUAACCAAGAAACACCAUCCAUAAAUUUAGUUGCUCAACGGCGUCACCAAUUUGAAUCUGGAAAUUUGUUAGCUGAAUCAAUGGAACGAAUGAAGCUUUAUCGAAGUGAACUAUCUCGCAUGUCUAAGCCAAAUCAAGUACGCAUUGUGUCUUCUCGUGCAGCGGAGUUUGAAAAUAAAUCACAAAUGUCUGUGGUGUCUCCUACUCGUAACCACAAACAAGAAGCCUGUGUUGAUAAAUUGAAUGAAACAACAGUGCACGAAGAAAAAUACGCUCAGAAUGAAGAGUCAAAUAAGUAUGUUUAUGAUUUGUCUCUGGAUCAUCAAAAUAGCAAUAAGAUGCAGCCUGAGGAUUCGGUACAUGAAAGUGAUCCAAAUAUUUAUGCAAAUGUAACUGCUGAAGACAUUUUAACUCCAGGUGGACCUGGUGUUGUACAUCGCAGGAAGACGGUUCCAGUGUCUUCAGAUCAGGAUGAGUGUCAUAUUGUUCGCCGAAUUUCUUAUCUUCGUGCAACUGCGAAUGAAAGAAUGAAUGUUGAAUCAGAUCUGAGUGAAGAGGAUGAAACUUCUGAUGCAUCUAGUCCAAAUAAAGAAUAUCGCAUUCAGAAAUUGAAAUCUUUCUUUGGAGAAAAGACUCCUAAAGUUAAACAGGCUUUAGUCCCUGUUGAGGCAAAUGACUCUGAUGUAAGCUGUAGUCAUGAACCUCAAGAGGAACAACAGAAGUCAGUCUACGGCUGGGUUAUUUGUAAAGUUGUAUCUUUAGAAGGAAAGCGUUCCAGUGAUAGGUCAUGGAGGCAUCUGUGGGCAAUUUUGCGGAAUAAUAUUCUUUAUUUGCUAAAAGAGAGAAGGGAACCUUCAAAAGGAACUUUAACCGGUGAUGAACAUGUGAUAAAUGUAAAGUAUAGUAUAGCCAAAGUUGCAAAUGAUUAUGUAAAAAGGAAGCAUGUUUUACGUCUGAUGCUUUUAAAUGGGACUGAAUAUUUAGUUCAGACAGAAAGUCAUACAAGUAUGAUGGAAUGGUUGAAAGCGCUUCAGAUUUUUGCAAGGGAGAUAGCUGAGUUGCCAGAAUGGCUGAAAAAUACAUCAGUAUUAGAAAAAGCUGCAGCAUAUGAACAGCAAAUACAGACACAUAAAAAGUCUAGUAGUCAACAACAUCCAAUGAAGAAACUUGUUUUCCGUCAUCGCAGCCCAUCUGAACAUUCCCCUACUGUGAAAACUCGGCGAGCUUCUCAGGGAGAUGAAUUAGCUCUUACAAAAAUUGGUGUAUUGUGGCGUGAUCGAAUGGUUCAAGGUUGGAAGAAAGUACAUGGAACUAAUUCUCAGAUACCAAAAGAUGCUUCAUUUGGAGUAAGAUUAGAGAAUGCACCCCCUGGUGUUACAAAUGAACAUGUUCCUUUAAUAGUGGAGCUUUGUGUGCAAAUAGUGGAAACCAGGGGCUUGGAUGUUGUUGGAAUAUAUAGGGUACCUGGCAAUAAUGCAUCAGUCAGCGUAUUGACUGACAUGGUCAAUCAAGGUAUUGAUGAUAUUGUCCUCAAAGAUGGCCGCUGGAAUGAUGUGAAUAUAGUUUCCAGUUUGCUUAAAGCCUUUUUCCGAAAGUUACCAGAGCCGUUACUUACUUCAUACUUGUAUCCAAAAUUUAUACAAGCCAGUAAAAUAGAUGAUCCAGUUAAAAGGCUGAAAGCAAUCAAAUAUGUGCUCUAUCAACUACCAGUUCACUACUUUGCCACUCUGCGAUAUUUGAUGUAUCACUUGAAGAAAGUAGUUGAACACUCUGACACUAAUAAAAUGGAAGCAAGGAAUUUGGCUAUAGUGUUUGGUCCAACAUUAGUUCGUACUACAGAUAAUAAUAUGGUCACCAUGGUCACAGAUAUGUCUCAUCAGUGUUAUUUAAUUGAAACAAUGAUUGUUUAUGUAAGUGGAUUUUAUCUAUAA
Stegodyphus dumicola is the source of this 3070-nucleotide messenger RNA. RefSeq names its product rho GTPase-activating protein 23-like. Gene Ontology annotation, molecular function: phospholipid binding; protein binding. The record is from RefSeq and is a predicted model, not a curated record. Lineage: Eukaryota; Metazoa; Arthropoda; Arachnida; Araneae; Eresidae. Gene Ontology annotation, biological process: signal transduction.